Molecule: messenger RNA, 3744 nt
Organism: Sitophilus oryzae (rice weevil)
Lineage: Eukaryota; Metazoa; Arthropoda; Insecta; Coleoptera; Curculionidae
Product: guanylate kinase
Exons: 3
Coding region: 470-1063 (197 amino acids)
Biological process (GO): purine nucleotide metabolic process
Cellular component (GO): cytosol
Molecular function (GO): GMP kinase activity
Source: RefSeq, a predicted model, not a curated record
UUGAAUCAAGUUAUAAUCUCUCUCUCUCUCUUUAAUCUUUGGUUAAAUUCUUAUUUCGAAUUUUUCAAUGUCAAUAACGUGUCGGCAAUUUUUAUUUACGUUUUCUUCUUUGUAAAAAGUUUAUUUGUAUUUGUAUUUAUAAUCAGUAAUAUUAGCUAAAUAACGAAUAUACAUAUUGGGAAUAUAACGGUCCGUUCAGCUCAGUCAGAAAUUCCAAACUUGAAGAGUUUAUUCGGUUAAUACCGUGUGUUCUGAACUUUGCAUUUAAAUUUGAAUCUAUUAGUGAAAAAAGCUAUUUUUUGGUCUUUCAUUCAGUAAUUAGUUUUGUUAGUUUCUAGAACUUAGUUGCCUUUAUAUUUAAUUCUUAAACUAUAAUUAUAGGUUACAUUUCAAAUUUGAAAACAUGGUUAUUAAAAACACAUUUAAUUAAAUCUUUGCAUUUUCUUUAUUUAAUUUAUUUUUCUAUAGAAUGGCUCAUCACAAACUAUUAGUCUUUUGCGGUCCAUCUGGGUCAGGCAAGAGUACACUUGUUAAUAAAAUGAUGCUCGAAUAUCCUGACAAAUUUGGCUUCAGUGUUAGCCACACUACCAGAAAUCCACGUCCAGGUGAACUUAAUGGUAAACAUUAUUACUUUACCACCAAAGAAGCAAUACAACAGUCUAUUGAUGAUGGAAAUUUUAUAGAAACAGCAGUAUUUAGUGGUAACAUUUAUGGUACAAGUAAAGCUGCUGUUGAAGAUGUUAUACAUCGAGGAAAAGUAUGUGUCUUAGAUAUUGAUGUCCAAGGAGUAAAGCAAAUUAAAAAGAGUUCAUAUAAGCCAUGGUAUGUGUUUGUUGCCCCUCCCAGUUUAGAGGAACUUGAAAAUCGCUUACGUGGAAGAAACACUGAGAAUGAAGAAAGUCUUCAGCAGAGACUUACAGUUGCCAAUGAAGAACUUGUUUAUGGAAAUACACCUGGUAAUUUUGACCUGAUUAUCAUCAACAAUGACUUAAAUCAUGCUUACAAUGCUUUAAAAGGAUUUCUAGUACAGAAUGUACUAAAAAAUUUUAUUAAUGGAAAUUAGGAUGUGUUUCUGACAGCAUUUUAAACUAGUCUCUUAGAAGAGAAGCACGAGCAUGUUAUGCCAAAUACAUUCCUUUUAUUUCUUUGUUAAUAAAAAAUCAAAUUAGAUUUGUUUGAAGGAAUUGUUGAGUCAGUGUUUGUGCUGAAGCUGCUGCAAACUAGAAAAUAUCCCGAGGAUAUACAUAUACAUAUUUAUAUGUUAUAUAUGAAUGCAAUUUAUCUUGCCUGUGAUCAGAUUAAUAAUUUAAAAUACUAAACUAAUAUAUUUUUUAAAUGUAUUAUAAAAACUAGCUGAUUCUGCUGCAUCCAGUAUUAAAAAAUUAUAAUAAUAUCUCUUUUUUAUCCAUAUUUUAACUUGUCAUUAGCACAUAGGUAACAAAAAUGCUUCAUAUAAAUACUUAGCCUUAUAGUUACUGACAACAAUAUGUUUGAAACAAUUUCUUAUAUUCGGAAUAUUUUACAAACAUUAGUCAAGUGGACCCAACAGUUCCAAAAACCCAACCUUUCUAGAAGCAAUAACUGGAAUUAUUUAUGUUAAUAUCAUUUCAAAGAUACAGCAUUUAUCAGAUAACUAACUUGUUAACAUUGUUAUACAUUCACUAAUUUAUGGCCAGAAUAUUAUGAGAUGCUCAUUUAAUGACUCUUUCAAUUAAUUUGCAAUUGUUUUCUAUGUGCUUGGUAACUGUAAAUGUCUGUCCACCCAUAUUUGGAAAUGUUUUUGACAGUCAUUUGAGAGUAUUGCUUGUUCAUUAAAAUAAAUUUUCAUAUGGUAUCUAUACUUUUAGUUUAAAAAAAGGGAAAACUAUUUAGUUCGUUAUCACAUUGAAUAAUGCAUUUUAUGUUAUAUAAUAUAGUGUUUAUAGUUUUUAAUAUUAGCAAUAAUUAAAUGCCAAGUGGUCAAAAGAGAGGUAAUUUAUAUAGUAAAUUUAUAAACUUUUAUAAUACAUAUUUGCAUUUUAAUACUAUAUAGAACAAUUUUUACAAAGCUGUAUUGAUUGAUUGACAACAGGUUAUUUAAGUUUCUUUUUAACUAUAUUUGAUAAACUGGCAUUUAUUCACAUAUGGAUAUGUGACUUCUUUAAGAAAUAUAUUAUUAAUCGCGCUUGCGUGGCUACUAUCUUAUGUAGGAUUUAGGACUGUGUUCACUAGUUGUAUGUAAUUAGUAUCUAUGUGUAAUGAUAAUCAAUAAUAUACUAAAGGUAAAAAGUAUCCAAAGAUGGACAGUUUCAAUUGCCUACGAUAAGCAACCAAUUUAGACUAAUAAUUCCUAAUAUAUACAAUUUAUAUUUUAUUAAUUUCCGCCUCUCACGUGACCCAUUACCAAAUAAAAUAUCAUAUACAGAAGCAUUAUGACAGCUUAUUCAGUCAAUAGGUAUCCGACUUCGAGUGUAUUUAUUCAGACAUUUUGUAAUAAAUAUUCAUCACAGAUUUUUUCAUUUAACAUAAGCAAUAUUUUUCGGAACAAAUUUCUUUGUGCUCUCUUCAAGCUAUAGGUACUAUAUAUAUAUAUAGAAUUUAGUAGGUAACUAGAUGGUUAGUUUUAAGUAUAUUUUCGUAUUAUUGUCAUGUCCUGAUUAUACAAAUUCAAUAAGACAAAUGAAAUUAUAGGAAGUGUAUUUAUCUGUGUAUAAGUGUAUUUAUCUAUUACCUUAGACAAUAUAUUUCAGAUAUAUUAAAAAAUAUAAACCAUCGAAAUUAUUAACUAUAUAAAUCAUAUACAGAAUAUUCUUAAUAGCUUAUAAUAAAUAUAGACAUCACACACUAUGUUUAUUUGGGAAAAAUAUAUUAAUCUUCGUUUUUUUGUUUAUUUCAUUGUAGAAUAAUUGGGGCAAAACAUUUUAACAUCCGCUGUAUACGCUUUAUGCAGCAAUUGACAAAAUGUUAAACCCAAAUUAUACAAUUGUCCAGGGUCGGAUACAGGAAUAUAUUUUAGAGGGGGCCUAAAUAAAAAGUAAUGUAGAUUAUGCUUUUUAGGGCGCCAUUUUUAACCCAAAAGCCUAAUACCUAUUUACACCAAUUUAUAGAUUAUAGGGAAGGGGGCCUUGGCCCCGUGGCCACCCUUCUGUAUCCGCCACUGCAAUUGUCCAAAUUAUAUCAAAUAAAACAUUUUGAUAACCGCUGUAUAAGCUUUAUAAGGCAUUCAAAAUGUAACUCCCAAAUUAUUUCAAAUAAAAAUAUAUAAUUAAUUAAAUUAAACAUAAUUAAUUAAAAUGUUUGACAAAUGUUAUUUAAUUCUUAUAUGUUAAUCAUAAAUAAUUUUUAAUACCUGUAUCUACCUAGGCACAGAAAAAUAUUUUCCUUUUUUAACAUUUUUUACCAAACACUUAUUAGCCCUAGAUCAUAUAUUAUGUACUAUAUAGGUAUUCACAAAUUUAGUUUUUAAGUCGCGUUAUCUCAGAUAUAUAUGUACAUAUUAUUAAAUUAAUUUAGCGUAUACAUUUUUUAUAUUUAUUUAUUAAACUUUAUUAAGUACGUGGAAUAAUUUUGCCUUGUACUACAGGCCAAUAAAAUUGGUUCAUCAAUGGAUAUAAUUUCGUUUAUCCUGCUUAAUUUUUAAUAUCUAGUUUUGAGUUGUUGAUUUUUUUAUGCCUUAUAAGCGUAUGUAUAUUAGGGGUAUUAUAUAUCAAUUUUAAGCAAUAUUGCUUUUUUAUUAGUAGUAAUAGGGUAAGUUAAAAUGUAGAA